Cornus florida is the source of this 1098-nucleotide messenger RNA. Its product is annotated as chaperone protein dnaJ 72-like. Bases 201 to 752 code for a protein of 183 amino acids. The record is from RefSeq and is a predicted model, not a curated record. The transcript is spliced from 3 exons. Lineage: Eukaryota; Viridiplantae; Streptophyta; Magnoliopsida; Cornales; Cornaceae.
CCUAGCACUGCCACGAAUAUCGGGUCUCUGGACAACACGUCACACCCCUUCCGUUUCUAUUGAUCCUUCGACGAUUCCACCGGAAACUUGGAGAUUACCCAAUACGGAAUAAAGAAGUUUCAUUUCUGGUCGCCGUCGGUGGGAUUUCCUCGUAUAAUAUAUAUAUGAAUAUAAAUUGACGAAUCAAUCAGAAAAUCAGAAUGGAUCACUAUAAGGUGCUGGGUCUGAGUCGAACAGCGAACAAAGAAGAAAUCAAGGAGGCAUUCAGAAAAUUGGCAAUGGAAUUCCACCCAGACAAACACGCUCAAUCGCCCAAGUCCGUCAGAGACGGUGCCACCCGCCGAUUCAAGCAGGUCUCUGAGGCUUACGAGGUUCUCAUCGACGACCGCAAGCGCGCCGACUACAAUCUGCGACGCAACAGCGGUGGUGGAAGAUCUGCCACUGCCAGUGGUGGUGGUGGUUAUAGGGGAUAUGGUUAUGGUUAUUACAAUAAUAGACACAAUCAUACUUACGGAAAAUCUGCUAGUGGGUUUGCUUCGGAUGGCGGCAUUUCCAAGUUUGAGAUUGUUCUUCGCUUCCUUUCCACCCGUGUUUUUCUUCUUAACGCCGCCUUUGCUUGUGCUUUAUUAGGUGGAUCAGUUAUCAUCGAUCCCAGCAGGGAGGCACUAUGGAAGAUGCGCAAUCCUGGGAAAUCAUUUGAAGAUGCAAUGAAGUCUGUAGAGAAGGCCAAAGCACUCAAAGAUGAGAUAUAAAGGGGGCUAUUUUAUGUUUCCCUAGUUUGGCUUCUGACCAACUUCACUUCAAAGCUUGAAGCAUCUCAUAUGGUAAAGUAGCAGCAACUAAUUACACAGGCAUGAUCAAGAAACAUUUUUGCCCAAGUAAGUUAGAAGCUCAACCAAUAUUCUUUUUCAUUUCUGAUAUUUAUAUGUAUUAUGUGUGUGUGCAUAUAUAUUGACAUAUUGAUUGUCUGCUUUAUGUUAUAAGAUUGUCAUAUUGAAUGAUCAAUGCAAGGAUAUAAACUUAAAUGUAAAUAUAACCUUGAUAAGUAUAUCCGUAUGAAUCAUAAUGUUUCCAUUAGAAUUUUUGUAUGUUUCAAAA